AUGUGGACAACAUUUUUCAGUUUGAUAAUUGCCUUUUUACAUAGAGUUAAUGCUAUUUCAUUAAAUAAAAAUGUUUCUCAUUGGUCAAUGGGAAUUAUACCAUAUUAUAUUGAUACCGAAAUAUAUGAUUAUUUAAUUGAGUAUCGUAUAAGAGCGGCUAUGAAUAUUUUGGAAGAAGCAUCUUGUGUAAGGUUUAAACCACUAGUAAAAAAACCGUACAACAGUUCUAAAUGGGUCUACAUUACUAACCUAGAGAAGGAAAGAGAGUGCAUUCAUGAACCGCGGUUGCAUGAAAAACAUUCCGGUGCUGUUUUACUGGUACUAGGGUUUGAUUGUCUCCGACGGCGUGAAGUGCUGCACUCUUUAAUGCACGCUAUUGGAUUUCAAGAUGAAGUGUCCCAUCCACAAAGGGACCAGUAUAUUCGUGUAAUGUGGGAAAAUAUACAUCCAAAAUAUCGUUCUCUUUUCCGCAUCCAAACGAAUGAUGCCUCUUCUAAGAAUUUUGUUGAGUACGAUCCAAUGAGUAUAAUGCAUUUUCACGACCGAGCAUACACUAGUAAUGGACAAGCAACGAUUACUCCUUUGCUCUCUGGCCUCGUCAUAAGUCCUUCAGAUGUGCUUUCUCAAUUAGACAAAAUAAAAUUACGUAUGAUGUUCGGUUAUGAAUGCAAUAAGAGAAAAGUGGGCAAUUUCUUCGAUUCAUGUAAAGAUGCUUUGCAUAAUCAAACGCCGAAUAAAAUAAAUAGUGACAUAAAGGGACAGGAAGAAAGUGGAGGUAUUGCUGAUUCUAACAGUGAAGACGAAAUGAGAGAGACGGAAAAUAAUGUCACUAGAGAUAAUGCAGAAAACCAAAAUAAGACAGAAAGUGAUGAACCAGCUGUAGAAUCUGAUAGCAUAGAAAGAGCUUCUGAUGUGGAUGAAAAACAAUCUAAUGAUAAUGUAAGUGAAAUUAGAAAAGAAGACUCAAAUAAUGACAAAUUUCACUCAAAUUCCCGUGAAGUUAGAGGCGAUACUCAAAAUUGA
Molecule: messenger RNA, 1023 nt
Organism: Achroia grisella
Lineage: Eukaryota; Metazoa; Arthropoda; Insecta; Lepidoptera; Pyralidae
Product: seminal metalloprotease 1-like
Exons: 6
Coding region: 1-1023 (340 amino acids)
Biological process (GO): proteolysis
Molecular function (GO): zinc ion binding; metalloendopeptidase activity
Source: RefSeq, a predicted model, not a curated record